UGUGGUAAUACCCCAAUGAUGUUGGCUUUGAAAAAGGGUCACCUCAACGUUGUAAAAUGGCUUUUUGUGAAGGGAGCGGAUUUUAACAAAGCUGACAGGUCUGGCCAAACUCCACUCUUAGUAGCAGUAAAAAACGGUUACAAAUGCAUCGUGGAGCUACUUAUUAGAAAUGGAGCUGAUACUAACAUGGCUGAUUUGUCCUGUCGCAGUAGCAACACGGUAAUUCUUUCAGAUGGCAUUUCGCUAGGGGAGAAAAACUCGACCCUACCUUCAGUGGAAGGUGAUGCAGUUGUCUCCAGAUGCUCUGCCCAUGGCUUCCCUUCACCAUCAGCCGCUAAACAUAACAUUAGGAACAUUGUUGCAACAGCUUUGGAGUUUGAAGCGGAUCACCAUGAAUGCGAGCGUGUGUUAACGUACACAGAUAAUGAUCGUACAAAGGUCCAUUUGUAUAUGCAAUGUGGUACGUCUGGCAUUCCCCAAGAAUUGAAAGAUACAGCUCGAAAAUCCUUCACAGAUAUGGACGUGGACCUCGAAUGGUUUGAUCUCCACAAAGAUGCUAACGAAAUUCGAAAGGGUAAGUCCCUUGAAUAUCCACUUGGCACGCCGCUAAGAUUAAAUGAUUCUCAAAUUGAUCAAAUGAACAAAACAAUAAAGGAAAACCUUCAUUUACUUGCGGGGCAUCGUAAUAUCACUGCUGUGCAACCCUCUUUAAAGAUAACAAACUCUAAACAGACAAAGACCCCUUGUAUUACGCUCUACGUUCUCCGUAAAGGCCACAUCCCAGAUGGUGAGUGUGCAUUUCCUCCCAUUUUUGCUUCGUACCCCGUUGAUGUUGUGGAUGGAUUGUGGCUCAGAACUGGUGACCCAUGGACACCAAAUGAAGCACAGGAGCAAAGCGAGGUUCUUUGUUUGGGAGCAAGUAUUGGCGUUAAAGAGGAGUAUGCAGCCGGGACCUUGGGUGCCAUUGUGAAAGGCAAUGAAACCUUUUAUGCGCUAUCUUGUAAUCAUGUCAUGAAACACAGCGAAAAAUCUGAAAUUGUUCACCCUGCAUGGAAUGACCACCGGAACUAUCUGAAUUACCACCUACAGCAGUAUGGAGAACGGGUAAAGGACAUCCUUGAUCCAAUCAGCCUCUGCGCCCCUAACAAAGCGUUUGAAUUUUCAUUGUAUACAGACUUAGAUGAAAUGUCAGCCAAAUUUGAAGAGCUGAAACAGAUCAAACAAAGGAAUCUUAAGAGUUCUAGGGCAACAGAGAGGAAACUAUCCUACGUGGAUUUCCAUGAAAAUGCCUUCAGGAAAGGCCACACCUCACCCAGAGUCAUUGGAAGGUACACUGCUGGUGUCUCUGGUAAUGUGACAUGGACCGAUGGUCAACAAUACUACAUUGAUGCUGCUGUUGCUGAGUUGAAACCAGAUGAAGUAAUUAGUUUACACGAGAGUCAGACAGCUGAAAUGAUUGGAACAGGGUACUGCCCAGGUGACGUAGUCCAAACUGGAGGGGCAGCUACUGGGCCGCUAUGCAAAAGUGGCCGAACAACUGGAUUCACUGAUUCUGGUUGUCACUCAAAGUCAUCAUUGUUCACCAACUCUGAGUCAUACAAAGUGACAGACGAAACCAGGCAGUUGGCCAAUGUGUUGAAAACCGAGGUCAAUAUCUGCACACAGUGUGCUGAUUUGUCUGGACUGAGACACUUGUUUUCUGAAGAGGAUAUCAUCAAUUAUUCAUGUGGAUUCUGUGAAUUAGAUCUAGAGGGUCUGAAAGACCAUCUCUGGUGUAAGAAUUGCCUAUGCAUAGACAAUCAAUAUUCUGUCCGUUCACGUCCAGGGUUUACUACCAAAGGAGAUUCUGGAGCAGUGCUUUUUGAGAGAUUUGAAGAUGAAACUCUCUGUGGUUUUGGAAUCAUUUUUGGUGAGUUGCAGCAUUCAUAUGGGAUUUAUUCCUUAGCCUCACCAUUACAUAUUGUUCUUGAAACCUUGACAAAAAUGAUCUCACAAGAAGAGAAUUUCAAUUUGACAUUAGUGUCUAACUAUACGAGUGAUGUUUGAAUUUACGCACAACGAUGGAAAAGAACACAAGUCUUUUGGCAGCAUCAUUUCCAUGUACCAAAGUAACUCUAACGGUCAUAACAACUGACAUAGAUGAAGGAGGGAAAUGUUGUAACUACUGUAAUCUUUAAAUUAGUAGCCACUGCAACAACAUCAAGACCCAUUUCGCUUGGUUCCUAUUUUUGUUAACUGGGAGAUUUUUCAAGAUCACUCCUAGAUUUAAUAUACCUUUAUGUGGCUGCUGUGAUGCUAAUUUGCCUGCUCCCAUAGUCUAGAGACCAAUGUUCAUUUACUUUUAUUUCUCAUUUAUUUGUUUCUCCAAACCUUGGCAGAAAUAAAUACUAGGUGAAAAAUAAUGUAAGAGAUAAAAUUUCCAAAGAAAGAGAAACUUACAAUACAAAAUUACACUAAUUAAACUAAGACACUGUUCAUGGGAGGGAGAGGAGAGGGGCACGUCUUGGUAAACUAAUAUUGUGCUCCUUAAAUCACUCCAGUAUAACAAAUAAAAAGGAACUUGUAAUUUAAAAAGUAAUGGGAAAAACUUAAAAAAAAAAAAAAAAGCUCCGUAAAAGUGUAAAAGUGCUUUUCUAAACAUCCUUUGAGAUGGUUUGUCUUUAAUUAAUUGCGGAACACUAUUCCAAAAAAAUCAUCCAAUAAUGCUCAGGCAUGAGAUAAGUUCAAAAUGAGGGUAUGACUACUUGAUUAGAUGGUGCAGUGCUUAAGUAAGAUUGGAACCAAUUAUUUUCGCUUUACUAUAUUCUGUAAUAUUGAAGCUUAUUAAGUAAUAUUUGAUGAGUUACUGUGUCGAAAGCCUUACUUAGGUCUAAGAACAAAAGACCACAUAGUGUCCUUGUUCAAGAGAAGAAGUUACUUCAAUGUGGUCAACUAGACAGUCAGAGGUUGUGUAACCUGAUCUAAAUCCAUAUUGUUCAAUGGAAAUCAUGUUUUAUUCGUAAGAUGAGACAAGAGCAAUGUUGUUCUAAGCCUCCAGAUAUUGUAGCCUUUUCCAAUUGCAAGACUUGUCUACUGAAGACAAUAGUUUAGAAGGCUAAUCGAGUGUAAUAGUUCGCAUAUUAUGCAAAAUUAUUUUAUUAAAUGAU
Molecule: messenger RNA, 3146 nt
Organism: Stylophora pistillata
Lineage: Eukaryota; Metazoa; Cnidaria; Anthozoa; Scleractinia; Pocilloporidae
Molecular function (GO): protein binding
Source: RefSeq, a predicted model, not a curated record